This is a messenger RNA of Recurvomyces mirabilis, 8847 nucleotides long. It is a transcript of the gene TEL1, whose product is annotated as Serine/threonine-protein kinase tel1. NCBI's taxonomy places the organism in Eukaryota, Fungi, Ascomycota, Dothideomycetes, Mycosphaerellales, Teratosphaeriaceae. The record is from RefSeq and is a predicted model, not a curated record. Gene Ontology annotation, biological process: DNA repair. The transcript has a single exon. Gene Ontology annotation, molecular function: protein binding; protein serine/threonine kinase activity. Bases 1 to 8847 code for a protein of 2948 amino acids.
AUGAGCGGCGACGUGGGCCUCGAUGAGGCUUUGGAGCUGCUCGACGGAUCCUUGACAAAUCGCAAGAAGGGUCUCGAGGAUCUGACUCGCAUACUGCGUGUCAAUCAGCGCAAUGUCAAUGCUACUUCGCUUGCUGACGAGACAUAUCAGACCAUAUACCAGGUCUUGUUUGAGCUAAUUCGAGCUGACCGAUCGAUUUGGUUGAGCGCAAGCGCAAGAUAUUCUACAACACAAGCAACCACGGCUGAUAGGCUGCUUAAUCUCGCCACUGCCGUUCGUCUCGCUGUGGAGCUUGGCAUCAGGAGUAUCUCAAAGGAGACAAUCUCGUCAAUUAUUAGGCAUGUUCUCGACACGAUCUCAGUAUCCCGGGGUGGUCUCUGCGUUCCACUGGCCCUGGGGUACAUCCGAUGCCUCCGCGCGAUUGCUAGCCGACAGCGUCAUGUCGAACACCUGCUGUCAGCUGAGUGGUCAGCCAUUAUUCAAUUCUGCCUGGAUACACUCAAGGAAGGGCACGAAUAUCAAGGCGACGCUCGAUCUGGCGCUGAGCAGAGGUUGUCUCCCGCUCCGGCCCUUGGACUGAGCCAUCGAUCCUCUCGCUCAGGAACAAAUUCACGAUCUCAGCUAAAGGAAUUCUCUGCCUCACAGGAAUCGCGAGCUGCGACGAAACAGAUUAUGGAUGAGAUAGUGGCAACACUGGCCCUUCUAAGCGCCGUCCCGAACGCACCACUUCCUGGCAAGGCGCAAGCUAUCAUGAAAGCAAUGGUGGACUUUUUGAAAAGCAACCCCAUCUCUCGUGUCAGCCACCAGGACUCAUUUGUUGCGAUCAAUAGUGUGCUCCAGUGGUCAACGACCGAUAACCUUGAUAUCACGAAAGGUAACACUACGCAGCUUCUCCGACUAAUCCAGCACUUCUGGCCAACUCGUGUCGGUGGUCUCCGGGACGAAAUGUUGAUAACACUCAUCUAUCUCCAGCCAUACAUGUCGAGUCUUGCCAGACAAGAGCAGUCUCCCACUAUCUGGAACGAGUUGAGCGGUCUUUUCGAGAUCUUACGAUCUGAAUACAGCAAGCGUGACCAUAAAGAUCGGCUGCGUCUCGACCAUCUGAGGCUCGCAUUCUCAUCAACCAAGAAGUCAGAACAACCGGACAUCGGUAAUACCCUAUUCGCUCUACACUCCGCUGGUGUCACACAAGAGCACUCCUGGGCGGCCGUAAGCAUCCUCGCCACUGUGACUGGGCUUCUUGAACUACAGAGUCCCGAUGGUGAUGAACUAAACAACGAGACCAUCAAGUCCGAGCCUGAGGAUAACAACGACAUCUAUGAAGAAACGGCGAGAAGACCUCGCAAACGCCAACGACUAAACCAUACGAGGAAAGAGAUCCUCGCUGGCGUCAACAUCGGUUCCGUGGGAACCAAGGUCUGCUCUCUGCAAGUCUUGAGCUUUGUUGCACAACAGCAGGCUAUGAACAAUAUACAACUCGGCGCAAUAGUGGAUUGCGUUGCCGAAGUCUGUAAUGAUGCGUCUGCAGAGGUCGUUACCUGGGCGUUCGUCGCACUCUGCAGCUGUGCCCUACAGCAGGUUGCUACUGGGAACAUGAUUGAAGCAAAGUGGCAAGCCGUCUGGACUAUGGCUUGCCGAGCUCUAUCGGACGUGGACAGCUGCCGAGCUGCCAGUCACCUGCUCUGCGUUCUUAUCUACCGACGUGUUGUACCGCAAUCCAGUAUCGCCGAGCUCAUACAGGCGAUCGCCACCUCGAUGGACACGAGUGGACCAAGCAUCGCCGCAGACUCGGUUUUCUGCCUCUUAGAUAUUUUGCUCGAGAGGUCGUGGCGUCUCAAUCCCGGUUCGUCCUCCGCUCUGAAAGAGAGUAUCCUGCAGUGGCUCUCUCGACGUUACACGCCUAGCAUGUUUGAUGACAAGAUUCAGUGCCAUAUCCACUUUCGUACCCAGCCGAGUGAUAUAGUACGUCUGAUCAAUGCUUGUAUCGGUCACAGCUGUCACCGGACAUCUCACAACGAGCUGCGUUGCUGGACCAAAAUUGGGCAGGCGUGGACCGUGUAUCGCACACAGGAUGAGCUGAUAGCAUAUUUGCUUCUGGAAGAUCGAGAUCACGACAGCUGGCUGGCUAACCUUGACGGCAAUUGCAAUGCAACACAGACAUCUUUACAGAUUGGUUCGAUACAGGACGAGUCCAUAGUACUGACACGAUACAUAUCAGAUGUGCAGAAAGCUCAAGAACUGUGGCUCAGAUGGCGCGAUGAUCGCGCUCGUAGCAUUGGCAGCGAUAGGGUCGUCUUCUUGUACCAAGCGAUCUGUACAAUAGCUUUCAGCGUAUACGACAGCGCUUUCCAGGACGAGCGGCGGCAAUUGCAGCUUAAGGAACUCUUGGAGAAGCUAUUGUUUAGCGUCGUAACGUUCUUAUCUACCACGGACUGCACACAAGAGAUUUUCGACAAUGUCAUCACAUCUGCGACUUGCCAUCUUCCAGGCCUGCACGUCAGUGAUACGCGGCCAGCGGCGGUGUCACAAGCGCAGGAUAUGUUAUGCUGCCACUUGUCUCUUGCAAUACAGGGACGUCGGCGUGAGCAAGCAUCGUAUGGCAAAGAGAUUGGGGACAUGGACCUUGAUGACGAAUUUGAAUCUCAGCAUAGUAGAAACCUCGGGGAUGCGGGUAUCAGCUGCGAUGAGCUUGGAAACGAUGCUCAGAUGAAAUACAGCAUCCUGGCGCUGCGAGCCAAUACUGCACUUUAUGCACUCGCAGUCUCCAGCACAGUCUCGUUUCGGCAAGACACAGCGCCGCAAAGCCAAACUCCAGCUCGCAUGGUCGUAGACUAUAUCAAGUCCCUUUCCGCAGCAGACUUGAUAGCAAGCCGAGCGACACUGGCAGUGAUCCUACAGCACGACGUCCCGCUGGAUAAUGAGAUCGCUUACACUCUGCUUGACGACCUUGCCGAUCGCAUUCUCGAGGCGGAGGAGUUCGAUCGCUCGGAGCCAGCUCUCUGCACGAUCUUGACUGUUAUGUCAAGCCUGCUGCCAUUACUCAUCCAGACCGAGCACGAGAAGUUGUUGAGCCUGGGUCAGGAUGCUUACAACUACUUUGUCGAUGCUGUUGAGCACGACAAACUCUCUGCGGAAGGCCAGCGUCAUUUUGCCGCGUACCUGCUGCAGGUAUGCAACAUCGAUGCAGAUUAUGGUAGUGAAGGCGCAGUUCAGUCUGCCCGCACAAGUUUGUUUAAGCUUGUGCAAAAAGGUAAGAUCAGCGUACAAUUCUAUUUGGCAAACAACGUCCACAGCAUCUUCGGACAUUAUGUGCUUUCGGCACACAAUCAGAUCUUCGACGACUUGCAGAAGAACCUGACUGACGAGUUCGCGUGUACCGAGGGAUUGGCAAUACGACUGAUGUACCUUUCGCGACUCGGAGCUGCUUGGCAUACGCUCCUCAGGCAAUGCGUGUAUUACAUAUUUGAGACUGCAGGUCUUGUGAAGAUCGCGGGCUCGUAUGCAGCAAGAUGCAUCUCGGAGCUGACAACCGCCUUGGGCUUCGAUAGCGCUCAGCGUUUGUUCCGCUUGUUCGCCUCGCAAUUGCUAUACACCUGGCUAGCAGGCGAGAAACGUACCCUGAACAGUCUGCCGUACGCAGCCUUCCGGUACGCCAAUCUAGAAGAACUACUGAGAGAUAACGAAGCGGAGGUGACGGCCCAAUUGCUCAUGAGGGGCAGAGACGACGGUCUGCACAUCAUGGCGAAGUGCGUCGGUGUACCACCGAAAGACCUCGCCCUACGAUCUUUUGCGAAAAUUGCCGCUUAUACCAUAGCUUGGGAUAUUACCGAUUCGUCGUCGACGGGUGUCACGAACGCUGCACAAGAAGGCAAGCUUCGACAGCUUGUUGGAGGCAAGGAGACUGAGAUCAGCAUCAUGGCAGAGCAAUUUCCCGUCAUCGUCGGAAACUUUCAUGCUUCCAUGCAGCAAGAGGAUGUGGAGGAUCAGUGGCUAGAGAAGCGAGCCGCUUAUGGUGCAGCAGCGAAAGCACUUGCCAGGAUUAAAUCCCAUAGCUACUCUGCACGGCAGCUUCCUCUCAGUCAACAGCCCUCCUUCAAGAGCAAAUUCUUACCGGAUCAGAUUGAGCGUUUGUGCCGACGUACGGGCCACGAUCCUGUACAACCAUGGGAUGCCUCGUCCUUUGCGCUUGCCGCUCGAAUGCUUAUCGACUCGAUCGACCGCGCACUUGGCCCAUUACACAGCUCGCAAGUACUGCGUAAGCUCAGAAUACUCAUUAGCACGGCUGGCAAUAUUGCAUGCUCAGGCUUUCCACUUCAAAUGCUUUUGCAUUCUAUCCGACCAUUCUUGAGUGAAAGUCAUUGCGCAGACGAUGCCCUUGGCAUACUCAAGUAUCUAUUAGAGCAAGGCCAAUCGUAUCUCGAGACCGAGGACCCGUCGCUUAUGCAUGGAUUCAUCUGUGUCGUGAUACUACAGAUGAGGGCCCAUUCGACCACAAGACAAGACAGCACCACACAGGAGACGCAGCACCGCGAGACUGUACAGAGAAUGGAAGCCUUCCAGGCAUGGCUAGUACAAUAUGUUGCUCGAAGCUCUAUGCAGUCAGGCGCACAUCCAGAUCGCACAUUGUUCGCAAAGAUAUUAGAGACUGUCCAUCUACCCGGUACUGCUCAAAAGGACACUGCUGAAAGUGCUCUAUUACUGGUUCUGCUGCGCCAGCUCUCUCAGAAUGAGCCGCUCAUGGAGAGGUCACGGUGUAUCGAGGCGUUAAGCCUCCUCACGGCCGACUUCGAGGUCCCUAUGUUGAUACAGGAGGACUGCUUGAAUGAUGGCGCUGCUUGCGCUCAAUAUGCAGACAGUCUGUGGCUACUUUCGUCGCUCAGUAAGCCCGGCGCUUCAUUCGCCUCUUGGUCGGGUGGCGUUCUGGGUCGUGCGUAUGCAUACACUGGGGUGCGACGAAUGAACAACAACCGAGACCCGAAGGCUUUGGCCCACGCACAGAAGACGGCGAAGGAACCUACGGCAUCUUCAAGAGCCACAAUCCUACGAAGUUUGACAGAUCUUCUGAUGGCGUCGGAUCGUGCGCAAGCGGGCCUAGCAGACUGGACAUUGCGCACGAUAUCGUCCAACAUUGAGCAUGAUGCUGAGAGGUUAGCUUUCGAAAAGAUGCUGCCCAGAAGUUUGGUUUAUGCAAUCCAACACGGAGCCCCCGGUUACGUGCCGCACACCGCGAGGGCCCAUCUCAACAUUGAGCAGGGUGGGCGAUCAGAACUCAGACUUGCUUUACUAUCACCCAACUCUGUUUCAGACCGCGACUGGUGCGUUGGGCUGGCCUCGGCUCUGUGUAGGCUAGCUUCACAUGUUCCGCUCCUCGCUUCCCUCAACGCACUACUUGCGUCUAUCGCUGGUCUUGCAGAGGGACUACUUCCCAGUAUUGUGCAUCUGGUGCUUGCCGAUGAAAUCGACAGGGAACAGAUCUCAAGGAUCGAGCUUUCAAGCGCGCUCGCACAAGAAUUGGGUCAGCAAGAUGAAGCCUCGCGAUCUCGGCAACGUUUGCUUAUUCGUUUGGUGCUCUAUCUCCGUUGGCAGUCCUGGCCGGGCGAAGCCACAAAAGCUGACCGUAUACAAUGGCUCGAGGUCGACCUGCUAAGUGCCGCGCGCGCUGCAAGUCGAUGCGGCCUGCCCAACGCCGCUCUGUUGCUAGCUGAGUCAAUUCCACCCACUACCAACAACCCCAAAAGAUCAUCCGGUCGGGUGUCGUUAUCACAGCUGCAGCCAGCUGGUAUACCCAACGAAUUGCUAUUGUCCAUCUUCAAGCAGGUCGAGGAGCCAGAUUCCUUCUAUGGCGUGCAACAGACCGCUUCCUUAGGCACAGUCAUCGAAAGGCUGGACUACGAGGGCAACGGCCUGAAUAGCUUGAUGUAUCAAUCAGCACAAAUGGACGGUGCGAUGCGCUCCAUGCAUAGCACUUCGGCCGAUGCCUCGAUGGCCAUGAUGCCAUCGCUGAAUGCAAUGGACUUGCACGGCCUCAGAUACGCUCUCUUAGCUGGACCGCUGGCUAACACGGCAAGCUCGUCGGCGAAGAUGUUCGAUGCUGCCAGGCAGCUUCAACAAUGGGACAUACAGGCGCCUCAAAACGACAGCAACCCUGCUGCUAUUCGCUUCUCUGCGUUCCAAGAGCUUAGCCGCGCAUCGGAUCGAGCUCAAAUCGGUUCAAAGCUCACUACACUUCUGUCCACGCAUGUUCAACAUCAAUUGCUUUCAUCAGCCAAGCUACCUUCAGUUGAAUGGUACAAUACGCUCGCCUCUAUCAGCGGCAUCUUGGACGUUGUCCGUACAUCUGGCGAGCAAGCACUGAAGCUCCGACUCGGUACGCAAGAUGGAGCACAGUACCACAUCGAUAGUGCACGGGUUGAAGGUACCGAUGAGCUAGCAGACGAUCGUGCGACAAUAUGCAGUGUGCUUUCACGGAACCUUGGUCUCCUACGGGACAUGCAUUUCCCUCCAAAAGCUGCGAAGCUCUUUGAGGCUCAGGCCCUGCUUAGUGUCGCUCAGAUGGCGAGGAAGAGCGACAACCUGCAGAAAGCGCUGUCCGCAUCAACACAGCUCACGUUGCUUUCCCAAAAGCAGCAGGAGAGUGGCUUCAGAAUUUCUGCCGCAACAGCUCUCGAGACAUCUUCCGUACUCUGGGCGACGGGCGAACUUGAGGCAUCAGUCAAGAUGCUCAAAGAUGUCCUCGCCAUGAAAGACAGCGAAAGCCAAGAUUUGCCCGUCGGUGAAUCCGGUGUGCUGGCUAUAAUUGCAGGCAGACUUGCAGAGGCUCGACUUGAGCGUCCUGACGAUAUCCUACAAAGCUAUCUGAAGCCAGCUAUCGAGCAGCUCAAAGGCCGUACAGAUGGCAGAGAAGCUGGUAAUGUCUUUCACGCCUUUGCAACCUUUUGUGAUCAGCAAUUGCAGAAUCCGAGCAACAUUGAGGAGUUCAGCCGCAUAUCUAGGAUGCGACAGAAGAAGCUAAAGGACCUGAACGACCUAGAGACGAUCACAAAGAGCUCGCGGAAAUCGAGUAGGGACCUAAAGGAAGCCGAGCAAGCGGAAAGAAAGGCACGGUCCUGGUUCGAGAUGGACGACGAAGAGUAUCAGAAGCUCAGUAACAGCCGCGAUGGCUACAUCCAUCAAAGUCUACAGAAUUAUCUGCGAGCUCUGCAUGCCUCGAACGAGCAUGAUAUUUCGCUCCUUCGAUUCUUCGCCAUGUGGCUGGAGAAUUGUGACUCUCCUCAAGCAAACGAGGUGGUGGCCAGAUAUCUCGGGACGGUCCCGAGCUGGAAGUUUGUUGUGCUGAACAACCAGUUGAUGUCGCGACUGGCUAGUGAGAGGACGCCAUUUCAAACCACCUUGUCUAAGUUGAUCACACGUAUUGGUGUGGACCAUCCUCAUCACAUCGUGCACCACAUCUUCGCUGCGACACGAAAGCCUAAUCACGAUGAUGACCUGGCCGCCAUGUCUCGCUGGAAAGCUGCCCAGAGUAUUAGGCAUCAUCUGGAGCAGAAGACCACGUCGGGCCCAUUGCUCACCAAGGUCUUUAGCGCGAACAAGGACUGCCAGAACCUGGCUUGGGUAUCGGUAGACGGCAUUAACAGCAGCAAAGUCGCAGUCAAGGACUUUCCGGCGGUCAACAGGUUUGUUACCAGAGUGAAGAGCCUCAAUGUACCACCCACGAUCAUCAGCAUACCUUUGCGACCUGAUCGCAAAUACGACAACGUGCCGCUAAUCGCCCACAUGGACCAAGUCAUGGGUAUCUCUGGCGGUAUCAGCAAGCCCAAGUCUCUUGGCCUUCGUGGUACCGACGGCAAGAUAUACAAGCAGUUAUUCAAGAGCAGCAAAAAUGAUGACAUGCGUCAAGAUGCCAUUAUGGAGCAGAUCUUCGAGGAGGCGUCAAAGAUGCUGCGCAAUCACAAGACAACAAGGCAGCGUGAUCUACAUGUCAGGGCUUACAAGGUCAUCCCUCUCGACAAUCACUCAGCAGUGGUGGAGUGGGUACUCAACACCAAGCCGAUAGGCGACUACCUCAAACCUGCGCAUCUGACCUACUAUCCGCAGAGCAUUCGUUCGGACGAGGCUACUCGGAGGGUCCGUACGGUUGAGAAUACGUCCGAGGAGGCACGAGUUAAAGAGUUCCGCAAGAUCUGCGCGCAAACCCCACCUGUACUCCGCCACUUCUUCCUCGAACUAUUUGAUGAUCCAGACGAAUGGUUUGCAAAGCGGACAGCAUAUACAAGAACCACGGCCGCAAUCUCUAUCCUUGGCUGGGUGCUCGGGCUGGGUGAUCGACAUUGCCAGAAUAUUCUCCUCGACGAGCAGACCGGCGAAGCAGUACACAUCGACCUUGGUGUCGCCUUCGAGGCUGGACGAGUACUCCCGAUACCCGAGAAAGUGCCAUUCCGGCUCACGCGGGACAUUGUGGACGCCAUGGGUGUCACGAAGACUGAAGGCGUCUUCCGCCGCUGCUGCGAGUUUACUCUCGAGGCACUACGAGAAGACAAGUCGAGCAUCAUGACUCUUCUCAACGUCCUGCGAUAUGACCCUCUCGUCAACUGGACCGUCUCACCUCUACGAGCGAAGAGGAUGCAAGAAGCGAUGGAGAUGUCGAAGGAUGGGGGUGGCAAUGACGAGGAUGGCAGUUCGAAGUCGCGAGAAGAUGAAGGUGGCGAGGCGGAGCGGGCAUUGACGGUGGUGGAGACGAAGUUGAGCAAGAGUUUAAGCACGUCUGCUACUGUCAACGAACUCAUACAGCAGGCGACGGAUGAGAAGAAUUUGGCGACGCUCUUCGCCGGGUGGUGUGCUUGGUUUUGA